Messenger RNA from Indicator indicator, 3459 nucleotides. It is a transcript of the gene DNAAF9, whose product is annotated as dynein axonemal assembly factor 9. The transcript has 37 exons. NCBI's taxonomy places the organism in Eukaryota, Metazoa, Chordata, Aves, Piciformes, Indicatoridae. The record is from RefSeq and is a predicted model, not a curated record. The coding region runs from base 1 to 3459 and encodes 1152 amino acids.
AUGCCUGCCAUAUGCUGCAGCCGCCUUCGAAACAUUCAGAGAAUCCUGACACAGAGCAGCAAAUCUCAGCCUGAUGGAAUCCUUUGCAUUCUAGGAAUAGACAGUCGGUACAAUGAAGGGUGCAGGGAACUGGCAAACUACCUGCUCUUUGGCUUGUAUAACCAGAGCAACCACGACUUGGAAAGAACUGGCUUCCCUGAAGAAGUUCUUGAUGAUAUAAUCAUUUUAAUAAAACCUGACAGUGUCCACCUGUACUGCAACCCUGUGAAUUACAAUCACCUUCUGCCAUACGUGGCGUUCUGGAGGAACUUGCAUUUUCACUGUCUGACUGAAAAUGAGUAUGAAGAUGAGGAAGUUGCAGAGGAGUUCAAGAUUUCCAGCUUCGUAGACAUGGUGCGAGACUGCAGCCGCAUCGGCAUUCCCUACAGCUGCCAAGGUCACCUCCAGAUAUUUGAUAUGUUCAUUGUUGAGAAGUGGCCAAUAGUGCAGGCUUUUGCCCUGGAGGGAAUUGGGGGUGAUGGCUUCUUCACUAUGAAAUAUGAAUUAAUGGAUGUCAGUGUGGAUUUGUGGAAGACAUACAGCAAAAUGGAUCCUGUUUCCCUGGAGGACUUGCUCUUUGAGAAUUUAAGGAUUUUUGAACACCAGUGGACCAACUUCUUUGCUAAUUUCGAUACUGAAAUUCCCUUCAUUCUGGAGCUCUCAGAAUCUCAGGCGGGGGAGCCUUUCAGGAGUUACUUCAGUCACGGGAUGAUCUCAAGCCAUAUCACGGAUAACAGCCCUAGCCGGCAGCCCUUUGUUCUGUUUGGGAGCCACUCAACUAAGGAGAACUUGAACUCUGGGAACUUCAACUUUCCAUCAGAAGGGCAUCUUGUUCGAAACACUGGCCUUGGUGGGAGCAUUGCUAAGCAUAUGGUUGUGCAGUGCGUGUCUCCAAAGGGACCUCUGGCUUGUUCAAGGACCUAUUUUUUUGGAACCACUCACAUUCCUUUCCUGGGAAAUGACAGCGAGAUGCACAAGCAAGCUGAACCAGUUACGCUGUUGUCGCAAAUAUAUACUGCUGUUGUAGAGGCUGUGCUUGCUGGCAUUGAGUGCUAUGCUAAAACUUCCACUGAAUCCAAGGCAAAGGAGGUGGCAGAAGAGACACUCCUGUCUGUGUUGGAUACCCUUUGUUUAACACAGGUGAAAGCUGCAUUACGCUCCAAAAUGGCUUUUCAAAUUCAGGCUGUGAAUAACCAUGGAAGAAUUACUCCCUUAGAUAAUGAAGACAGCCUGAGUUUGAUUAAAACAGCAUCUAUGAUGGUAUUUGACAUUCCAGACUUGCUCACAGGAAGAGGAUGCCUGGGAUCUGUUGUCUUUUCAGAGUCAUUUCUAACAUCCCAGAUACAAGUAAAAGAAAAAGAUGGCAGCAUCAGUUCAGAGACCAGCCACAUCAUCCUGACUGCAGCUAUCCCAAGAUAUGCUUCUUGGCUGGUUGAAGAUAGUGAUGUGAAACUGUCUGAGAAAGCACAACAUGCAUUGAAGGAAGACAAAUCUUUUCUGGGCACUUUGCUCACUGGAGGUGAUGGAGCAUAUAUUUGUUCCAGCAAUCCCCAGGCCAUGCCUGCAGAAGGCAAAUUGUACUUCUUCUCAGAGGGCAUUCUCUUUUGUGAUCCCCACCGUGGCAGCAUUUCCAUGUCAAAGAACCACAUGAGCUCCAUUUCUCUCUAUGAUGGGGAUUCAACCAGUGUUGUUGCUGCUCUCUUCAUAGACUUCAAAAGUUCCUUGCUUGCUCACCUCCCAAUUGAGUUCCAUACCCGAGACAACUUUUUGAUGAUUGCACUUUUCCCCAAAACAAAGAUUUAUAAAGCUUUUUAUUCACAGGUUUAUUCUUCAUGGCAAAACCAGAUCAACUCAGGAGUGUCUUUAAGGGAUGUCAAGGAAGAAUUCCUGUCUGUGGAACAAAAGAGACUGCAUUCCAGUGUUCAGAAGAUAUUUACUGCCUCGUCUUUUCCUUCUGGGGAAAGAUACAGGGAGCUGAAAAUAUCUGCUGCCCUUCCAGAAUUAGAGAGGUUUGUGCAGCAUUUUACAGUCAGCAGCGUCAGUCACGAGCCAAUAAUGAGAGCACAUCUUCCUAUUUUGCUGCAACAGUCAGACAUCAUUUCUGAGAGCAAGGCAGAAAGUGAGAAGGUGGUUGUCACCAUCAUAACUGGGCUGCCAGGAUGCCGCUGCAGCGACCUCUGCGCUUUUCUCGUCACUUUUAACAAGGAGCACGGAAGGUGGAUAGUUUACAGGCAAACCAUGGACAGUCCUGAAUGUUUCAGUGCAACUCACUUCCAGCGCUACCUCUCCAGUGUCCUGGAGGCUCAGCAAAGCCACAGCCUCCGUCCGUCCGCAUAUGCUAAGAAGAAAAAGCGUCUCUUGGUGGUCUUGCAAGGAUACACUGAUGUGAUUGAUGUUGUACAGGCUCUGCAGACUCAUCCUGACCCAGAUGUGAGGUCUUCUUUCAUCAUUGGAGCAGUUAAUACUUGUGUAGAGCCACUGAGCUGCUAUAUGGAACACAGGCUGCUUUUUCCCAAGUUCUUGGACCAGUGUUCACAAGGUCUGGUGAGCAACGUGGUGUUCACAAGCCAUGCCACGGAGCAGAGACAUCCACUGCUGAUGCAACUGCAGAGCCUCAUCCGAGCAGCAAACCCUUCUGUCUCCUUCAUCUUGGCAGAGAAUGGAGUUGUGACCAGGAAUGAGGAUAUCGAAUUAAUUCUUUCAGAAAGCAGCUUUUCAAGCCCUCAGAUGAUGAGAGCUCGCUAUUUACUGUACCCUGGCUGGUAUGAAGGCAAAUACGGAGCUGGCUCUGUCUUCCCUCCCAUGGUUCAGAUCUGUGUCUGGUUUAACCGUCCGCUAGAAAAAGCACGAUUUGUGACCAAGUGUAAAGCAAUUAAGUCACUGCUCAAGCCGAGUCCUUUUUCUGGAAACAUCUAUCACAUCAUGGGCAAAGUGAAGUUUUCAGAUUCUGAUAAAGUGAUUGAAGUCUGUCACAACACAUCAUCUAAUUCCCUAAGCCUUGUGCCUGUUCAGGAGGGGCCAACUCCCCCUGAUUCAAGAAGUGAUAACAGAGAUUGCAGCAACCAGCAGGAGUGUUUCCUUGUGUUCAUUGGCUGCUCUCUUAAAGAAGAGGAUAUCAAAGACUGGCUCAGAGAAACUGCAAAACAGAAACCUCAGAGGAAAGCCCUGAAGACCAGAGGAAUGCUAACCCUUCAGGAAAUAAAAAACAUUCAUGUGAAACGCCACUUGGAUCCCCUUCCAGCUGGUUAUUUCUACAAUGGGACUCAGUUUGUCAAUUUUUUUGGUGACAAAAUGGAUUACCAUCCAUUAAUGGACCAAUUCAUGAAUGAUUACUUGGAGGAAGCCAACAGGGAGAUAGAGAAGUACAACAGAGAGCUGGAAGAACAGGAGUAUCAUGAUCUCUUUGAGCAGAAGACAUAA